AUGUCUGUCUCUACAAUCCUCCACUCUUCUGCGUUACCACUCUCACUCCCCUUUCAACUUCGCCUUCCCAAAACUUUGUCACGCUCUUCACCGAUGGCCACAACAGCAUCGGCAUCUCCGCAUGCAAUUGGAAGCGAUAGCGGCGUUUCGAUUAAGGGUGUAUUAUACCCUGCACUGGCUCAUUCCAACACGCUUUUCUUCAAAUCAGCGUACAACGUGCAGAUCGUAGUGGGCGACGAUGAGCCCGAAGAUAGAAUCGUUUAUCGCUUCAAGAAGGAGGUUCUCAAGGCCGGUGUGCUUCAGGAGUGCAGACGUAGAAGGUUCUUUGAGAACAAACACGACAAGAUCAAAAGGAAAGCCCGCGAAGCUUCUAGAAGGAACCGUAAGAGGAAGCCGAAGUCAAGAGUUUCGGCACAAAAUAAACACGAUUCUGAAAAGAAAAAGGAUAAUGAUGACAAUGAUACAGAUAUUGAUAAUUGGGAUCUUCCUGUUGUAGAUAUUCCAUACACUUGA
Sphenostylis stenocarpa is the source of this 513-nucleotide messenger RNA. NCBI's taxonomy places the organism in Eukaryota, Viridiplantae, Streptophyta, Magnoliopsida, Fabales, Fabaceae. The record is from the annotation of a GenBank genome assembly.